Molecule: messenger RNA, 228 nt
Organism: Cladophialophora psammophila CBS 110553
Lineage: Eukaryota; Fungi; Ascomycota; Eurotiomycetes; Chaetothyriales; Herpotrichiellaceae
Exons: 3
Coding region: 1-228 (75 amino acids)
Source: RefSeq, a predicted model, not a curated record
AUGUUCGCUGGACCGCACGACCACCUCUCCGAGAAGGAGAUCCGCGAAGGCGAAGCACAAGCCACGGCGCAGGUGCAGUUCUUCGCCGUCGCCUGCGUCGCACUCUGGUUCUGUAUUAUGCUUCUCGAGAUCGUCCGGUUCGCGCAAACGGGACAGACGAGAAGCGGGAAAGAGGGCCAGAAACACAAAAUUUGUUUGAUAGACACAACAACACGAGCAAUUGAUUGA